Messenger RNA from Lingula anatina, 509 nucleotides. Its product is annotated as inactive serine/threonine-protein kinase ULK4. Gene Ontology annotation, molecular function: ATP binding; protein kinase activity. The record is from RefSeq and is a predicted model, not a curated record. Gene Ontology annotation, biological process: protein phosphorylation. NCBI's taxonomy places the organism in Eukaryota, Metazoa, Brachiopoda, Lingulata, Lingulida, Lingulidae.
ACAUUACCGCCAUACUUCGAAAACCUCAAACCGAACUUGGAAAGUUGUAUGUUUUCAGUGUGUAAAUAUGAGAUUUGAAGAAAUGAUCUGACAAAUGAUGCCACCUUAGUGUUACACUUAUGGAGAAUUUUGUACUGUAUGAAGAAUUGUUCAAGGGAGAGCACUCUGUUAUCUACAAAGGCAGAAGGAAGGGCACCAUUAACUUUCUUGCCAUCCAUUGCAUAGACAAAUCUCAAAGAGCAUUUAUCACAAAUCAUGUGAGACUGACCAAUGAGAUCAGCCAUAAGAAUAUUGUCAAGUUUUAUGAGUGGUAUGAGACCAGUAAUCAUCUAUGGCUAGUAGUGGAGCUAUGUACAGGAGGGAGCCUGGAGUCUCUGCUAGCCCAGGAUGGUCAUCUUCCUGAGAGUGCUGUGAGGAACUUUGGGGUAGAUCUUGUCACUGGGCUGCACUAUAUACAUUCACUUGGAUUAAUUUUUGCAGAUCUUAGACCUGCCAAGGUAGAUUAUUAA